AUGAGGUUCAGUCGGGCUGAUGGUGCCAGAGAGGGCUGGAAGUGCUCACUGGAGAUUGAGGUGAUCCACGUCAGUGUGUUUGACAGUGAGGUCGGGCUGAGUCCUCCACUGUUUAUCCAAACUGCCAAGCAGAGAGCUGUUUACAAGGACAUUUUGGCAUCUGGCAGAGGUGACUCGUUUUUCAUCAGGACUCACUUUGAGUACGAGAAGGAGGCUCCUCAGAGUCUUCCUUUCACCAGAGGAGAGAUCUUCAAAGUGACGGACACACUUUAUGAUGGCAAGCUGGGCAACUGGCUGGCAAUCCGCUCUGACAAAGACAACCAGCUGCGGGAGAAAGGAAUCAUCCCCAACAAAAGCAGAGCCGAGCAAAUGUCCAACGUGCAGAACGCAGCUCGGGUCGCAUCCGGCAACGACAGAGGAGACUUCUGGAGGCUAAGAGGCCAAAGGGCGGCGAAGAAGAAAGACCUACGCAAGAGCCGAGAAGACCUCACCGCUGUUCCAGUCACCACAAAAUUCCCUGCAUACGAGAGGGUGGUCUUACGUGAAGCUGGUUUCAGGAGACCUGUGGUGAUAUUUGGACCUAUUUCCGAUGCAGUGAAUGAAAAACUAAGCACAGACAUGCCAGACGAGUUUGUCAUCGCCAAAACGGAGCCCAAAGACGCAGGGAGUGAGAAAUCCUCUGGGGUAGUGAGACUCAACACAAUCCGAAAAAUCAUUGAACAGGACCUUCACGCUCUGCUGGAUGUGACUCCCAAAGCUGUGGACACACUGAACUACACUCAGUGGUAUCCCAUCGUCCUCUUCCUCAACCCGGACAGCAAGCAUGGCGUGAAGACGAUGAGGAACCGCCUCCUGCCCGGAUCCACCCGCAGCGCACGCAAACUGUACGAGCAGUCUGUCAAACUGAGGAAGACCUGCUCGCACCUCUUCACUUCGACUGUGGAGCUGAACCCUUCCAAUGACGCGUGGUACGGCAGCGUGAAAGACUCCAUCCAGGUGCAGCAGGACCGAGCAGUGUGGGUGUGUGAGGGCAAGGUGAGUCGGUUUACAAAUACAUUUCAUGAGCUCUAA
Notothenia coriiceps (black rockcod) is the source of this 1071-nucleotide messenger RNA. RefSeq names its product tight junction protein ZO-2-like. The record is from RefSeq and is a predicted model, not a curated record. Gene Ontology annotation, molecular function: cell adhesion molecule binding. Lineage: Eukaryota; Metazoa; Chordata; Actinopteri; Perciformes; Nototheniidae. Bases 1 to 1071 code for a protein of 356 amino acids. Gene Ontology annotation, cellular component: bicellular tight junction; plasma membrane. Gene Ontology annotation, biological process: cell-cell adhesion; protein localization to cell-cell junction; establishment of endothelial intestinal barrier. The transcript has 7 exons.